AUGCGACUGCUACAUACCAAGAAGCUAAAGUUAGAAACACCCACGGGCGUGCGACCUUAUGCCAUCUUAUCUCACCGAUGGCUCGCAGACCAUGAAGAAAUAUCUUUCCAAGACUUGCAACACACGCAACCCAUUUUCCCUUCCAACGUUCAAAGCAAACAAGGCUUCACAAAAUUCAAAAGAGCGUGCGAGCAUGCCUUCCGAGCUCGUCUCGACUAUAUCUGGAUUGACACUUGCUGCAUUGACAAAACCAGCAGUGCCGAGUUAUCAGAAGCGAUCAAUUCCAUGUAUGCAUGGUAUAGGGACUCCGCUGUGUGCUACGUUUACUUGCACGAUGUCGGUAGCUAUGAGGACCCCCAAUUCGGUUUCGAAAACGCCGAGUGGUUCCAAAGAGGAUGGACCUUACAAGAGCUAAUCGCUCCAGAUAAUGUAUAUUUCUUCAACAAGUACUGGACGAGAAUCGGGAGCAAAGCGACCUUUGCGUCUAUCCUGAAUGAAAUCACCCACAUUCGCCAAGAUAUUCUGCUGGGUAACCAUCGCCAAUGCGAAUCCAGUAUCGCGGAGAAGAUGUCAUGGGCUGCAGGACGAAAGACACAGAGAAUAGAAGACAGAGCUUAUUCUCUGAUGGGGUUAUUUGGUAUCCACAUGCCCAUCAUUUACGGAGAAGGAGACAAAGCUUUCAAGCGCCUGCAGCUCGAGAUCAUGAAAUCAUCGGAUGAUCAAACCAUUUUCGCCUGGCACGAUUCACUGGCACAUCCACAUUCUGUCAGAAAUCGCGGAUUGUUGGCAUCUGCACCUGACGUUUUCAUGCGGGCUUCUCCGGUCGUUGCCAUUGAUCAUUCCGAUUUUAUCAACAUUCUUCCAGGAAGUCGCAGCCCCUUUCGCGGACUACCGCGCGGUUAUUCCAUUUUGAAUGACGGCAUUCACAUCACUCUUCCUAUGAAGCAAGUCGCAGAUGGGUGGCUUGCCGUCCUGAGAUGCAAAAGGCAAGGUCAGAAGCUUCCGUACGGGAUCUACUUGAAAGAAAGAUCUGGUUCCGAUGAUUUUCUACGG
Messenger RNA from Suillus fuscotomentosus, 1053 nucleotides. Its product is annotated as heterokaryon incompatibility protein-domain-containing protein. The transcript is spliced from 2 exons. The annotation marks the transcript as partial. The record is from RefSeq and is a predicted model, not a curated record. NCBI's taxonomy places the organism in Eukaryota, Fungi, Basidiomycota, Agaricomycetes, Boletales, Suillaceae.